AUGUUUGUAACAAAUCAGACAAAAGUGGUGGAGAUUCUGCUUUUGGGUUUUCAAACUCCGAAGAUUUUAAAAUCUAUUCUGUUUGUUCUGUUCCUUGUGAUCUACAUCUUGACGUUAGUCGGGAACCUGCUGAUUAUUAUAUUGGUGGCAAAGUUUCUGAGUCUCCAAUCUCCCAUGUAUUUCUUCCUCACUCAGUUAUCGGUGUGCGAUCUCCUUCUGACCACAAAUAUAUCCCCCAACAUGCUCCAUGUUAUAAUUAAUGGAGGAACCACAAUAUCUUUCAAUGGCUGCAUCACUCAGUUUUACUUUUUUUGUGUUUCAGAAGGUACAGAGUGCUUCCUUCUCACAGUGAUGUCCUACGACCGGUAUUUGGCCAUUUGUCGCCCAUUGCAUUACACGUCCAUCAUGAGUUCUAGGCUGUGUUUCCAACUCAUUGUGUUUUCAUGGCUUUUUGGAUGUAUAAUAACAUUUAGUUUUGCACCCCUGGUUUCUGCUUUAAUGUUCUGUGGUAAUGUCAUUGACCAUUACUUCUGUGAUCUUGCUCCCCUCCUAGAGCUGUCAUGUACAAAGCAUACUGUUGCUGAACUUGUAGACUUUGUUCUAGCUAUACCGGCUGUGUUUGUCCCCUUUUCCUUUACUAUAUUCACUUAUGUUUCCAUAUUUAUCACCAUUCUUGGAAUUUCCUCCAGCACCGGGAGGCAGAAAGCCUUCUCCACCUGCAGCUCUCACAUCAUUGUAGUGUCUGCCUUUUAUGGGACUGAAACAAUUGUGUAUAUAGCUCCAUCUAAAUGGCUUAAUCUAUUUAAUAUCAAAAAGAUAGCAUCUCUUCUCUAUACAGUUCUCUGCCCGUUUGCUAACCCAUUUAUAUACAGUCUUAGGAAUCAAGAGAUCAAACAACAUCUGAAAAAGUUUAUAUCAAAUGCUUUAUAG
Spea bombifrons (plains spadefoot toad) is the source of this 930-nucleotide messenger RNA. RefSeq names its product olfactory receptor 6B1-like. Lineage: Eukaryota; Metazoa; Chordata; Amphibia; Anura; Pelobatidae. The transcript has a single exon. Gene Ontology annotation, cellular component: membrane. The record is from RefSeq and is a predicted model, not a curated record. Gene Ontology annotation, biological process: G protein-coupled receptor signaling pathway. Bases 1 to 930 code for a protein of 309 amino acids. Gene Ontology annotation, molecular function: olfactory receptor activity; G protein-coupled receptor activity.